AUGCCCCAAGAUUGUUGGGUGCAAAUAUUGGAACAACUCUCCCCGCCCGACGCUGCGUCUGUAGUGGCUACAUCGCGAGAUCUACAAGUCUCCGCGGAAAGCUCAUUGUAUCGUCAUGUCAAGAUCGACUGGAUCAAACCACCCCUCAAGCGGGUCCUGACUCUAUUCAGAGUCAUUCACGAGCGUCCAGAUCUAGCAUUCCAAAUUCACCAUCUGAGCAUGAUCCCUUCCAGACUGGAGUAUCCGGCGGAAGACCAGAUGCGGAAGUGGAAACCGCCGCAGAUCGAUGGAGACUGGAGCCAGCUCUCAUUUUCAUUCCAGAAUGAAGUCAACGUUGCAAGGAAUAUUAUCACUAAGGUGCAGUUUCCCUCACCAGCCAAAUGGAUCCAUGCUCUGGAAAACGGCGAUCCAUACGCAUUCGUGGCGGUUCUCCUUUCCCAGCUUCACAAUUUACAGUCGCUGCAGUUAGACUACACUUUCGUGUGGCAGUCUGGAUUCCCCGGAUUAAUGAUGCGACAUGCUCUUCUUUCUGCGCCCAAAAAUUUAAUAUCUCGCUUUGCAGAGCUAUCUAUUGUGGAGUAUGGGAUGAAUGUUCCCCAAUCACGAGUGUUCCAUGAACUUGGAGCGCCAUUUAUCGAUGCAUUUCCUCCGUGUGAUUCGGAGCAAUUUGCAGGCUGGUUCUAUCUGCCUUCUUUGAGAUCUUUGGAGAUCUGGCUCCAGAGUUUGAAUGGUGUCAAAAAUGAAUUGUUGUCCAAGCCCGCUGGAUCAAGCAAAUUGAGACACUUAGCGCGGCUUAAGAGGCUCGUUUUGGCUGAAUCUCCCCUUGAAGAGUGUGAAGUUAGAGAUCUUCUGUUUCACCUGCAUUCACUUAAGAGCCUUCACCUGGGCCUUGUAUAUCCUUCGCAGGACAGGGAGCUCGGCUGGAGCGAAGCCUCCGCCCGACCACCCCUCAAAGAGGCUGGCGUACUUAUUGAAGGACUGAUGAGCGUAAAAGAUACAGUGGAACAUCUGUCGGUUGGCAUGGAGCUUUGUCCACUAUACUACCCCAGUACGUGGAGUUCUUACAACCGCGACAACGGAGACCCAAAGGAAAGUUUCAAAAAUUGUCUUGGAAUUCUGAAGCAUUUCCAGCUUCUCAAAUCUGCCGAAAUUCCAUCGGUCAUGCUUCUCGGCUGGACUAUUGGCGAUGCACCUCCCAUGUCUGAGGUUCUGCCCCAAAAUCUUCAGAAACUAAUUAUCCGAGAUCAACUGAUCCAGUCAGAGGAUUACGAGAUGGACGAUGAUGUAGUCACGGUAGCUAUUCGGGACUUUCUCCCGUCUGUGCAGGCCAGGACACCUCUGCUGGAUACGAUUAUGCUCAGGAGUUUCUGGGCGGGCACGGGCAAAGGGAGCCCAGGGGGCAAUGAUCAUGCUAAGGAACUUCGAAUCAUAAGUGAAGAACUUGGAUUGGACACUGAGAUAUGUAAGGUUAGUUCUAAUAUUUCCCUAGGACUUUGGACGACACAAAGAGAACUUCAUGAAGCUUCUCAUUUCGACUAUCGAUAUAUGCAAGGUCAAGGGUGA
Molecule: messenger RNA, 1563 nt
Organism: Penicillium longicatenatum
Lineage: Eukaryota; Fungi; Ascomycota; Eurotiomycetes; Eurotiales; Aspergillaceae
Exons: 1
Coding region: 1-1563 (520 amino acids)
Source: RefSeq, a predicted model, not a curated record